GUUGAAUUUUUUGUUUCCGUUUUUAAGCCCUGGACGUCAACCUUUUUCUACAUUUGAUGUCAACACUCUUCAGCUAUCCGCAAAAGAAGACAUUUUCAUAAUAUUCUUCUGAAAUGGAUAUACUUAAAGCUGAAAUAGCAAGAAAGAGAAAACUUCUAGAGGAAAAAGAGCUCAUUGAUGACUCCAAAAAAUUCUUCAAAAGAGCUGAUCUGGCUCGCAAGGAAAAAGAAGAGUACUUCAAACGCUGUGGAUUAAAGGUUCAGGCAGAGACUCCCGAGAGCCAGAUUGACAAGAAUGAGGAGAAUGAACCCUCUACUUCUUCUAAUCCAGUAUUGGAGCUGGAAUUGACCGAGGAGAAGCUGCCGAUGACUCUGUCCCGACAGGAGGUUAUUCGACGGCUUCGAGAACGAGGUGAACCGAUCCGAUUGUUUGGAGAAUCCGACUAUGAUGCCUUCCAGAGACUGAGGAAAAUUGAGAUCCUCACCCCAGAAGUGAAUAAGGGAUUGAGAAAUGACCUGAAAGCAGCCAUGGACAAACUUGACCAGCAAUAUUUGAACGAGAUUGUCGGUGCAACGGAGUCGGGGGAUGUGGACACACAACAUGACCUGAAGGUUCACGAAGAAAACACCACUAUGGAAGAGCUGGAGGCUCUUGGGAAAACGUUGGGUACAGGCGAUGAUAGUGGAGAUCAGGACGUUAUCGCCAAAUUUUUAAGGUUUCUUCUUGGUGUUUGGGCCAAAGAUCUGAACAGCAGAGAAGACCACGUGAAGCGCAGCGUUCAGGGGAAAGUGGCCAGUGCCACACACUCACAGACCGAGUCUUAUCUCGAGCCUCUCUUUAAAAAGCUCAGGAAGAAGAAUCUACCAGCUGACAUUAAAGAAUCCAUCACAGACAUCAUUAAGUUCAUGUUGGAGAGAGAAUAUGUCAAGGCGAAUGAUGCGUAUCUACAGAUGGCCAUUGGUAACGCUCCAUGGCCUAUUGGUGUGACUAUGGUUGGUAUCCAUGCUCGUACUGGGCGUGAAAAGAUCUUCUCCAAACACGUGGCCCACGUUCUCAACGAUGAAACGCAGAGAAAAUACAUUCAGGGAUUGAAGAGGCUAAUGACCAUCUGCCAGAAGCAGUUCCCGACUGAUCCAUCCAAGUGUGUGGAGUACAACGCUCUUUAAUAAUUGAAUUUAUCGGACUUUUGAACCAAACACACAGUCACAGUAAAUGUUUUUGCUAUUGCAGAACAGAAGUUGUGACAAAAUCUUUGUUUUACAUGUUUGUCAUAUUUAACACGUUUGAGUAAAGCGAAGUUUAACUCUGAGUGGUUGUGUUAGCCAGCAGGAAUGUUCCACCUAAGAGAAAUUUCUGUAGUUUGGCUUCUUUAUAAAUCAAAUCAAGCUUUUUCAUGUGCAUAAAGCACCAGGAAGUGUAAGUUUUAUUACACCUGUAAUAUUAAACAAUAAAAUGGAUCAUGCUUA
This is a messenger RNA of Nothobranchius furzeri (turquoise killifish), 1466 nucleotides long. It is a transcript of the gene prpf18, whose product is annotated as PRP18 pre-mRNA processing factor 18 homolog (yeast). NCBI's taxonomy places the organism in Eukaryota, Metazoa, Chordata, Actinopteri, Cyprinodontiformes, Nothobranchiidae. Gene Ontology annotation, biological process: generation of catalytic spliceosome for second transesterification step; RNA splicing. The record is from RefSeq and is a predicted model, not a curated record. Gene Ontology annotation, cellular component: U2-type post-spliceosomal complex; U4/U6 x U5 tri-snRNP complex; U5 snRNP.